Molecule: messenger RNA, 2369 nt
Organism: Zootoca vivipara (common lizard)
Lineage: Eukaryota; Metazoa; Chordata; Lepidosauria; Squamata; Lacertidae
Source: RefSeq, a predicted model, not a curated record
GAGUGCAGCGACUGAGGAAGGAGCAGAAGGGCUGCUGCCUCUUGGAUUUGGGUGACUGUCCAGGCUUGUGUGGGUGUUUGUUUCUGGCUGUGACCUUGUUUGUUUCUGGCUGUGACCUUUCACCUAGAAGUGUGAGUCAGGAAGUUCAGGUGAUUAGCUGUGGGCGGAGCUAGUCAGAGCUUGGAGUGCAGCGACUGAGGAAGGAGCAGAAGGUGAGCUGAGCUUGGGAGACACUCUGUAGGUUUUGUGGUUUUGUCUUUUGGGGCUGUGUGUGAGUAAGUUUGUGUGCUUAUUUGUUUUCUUACUUGUUUGUGUGCUUGUGCUGGUUUUCUAGGGCUGCUGCCUCUUGGAUUUGGGUGACUGUCCAGGCUUGUGUGGGUGUUUGUUUCUGGCUGUGACCUUGUUUGUUUCUGGCUGUGACCUUUCACCUAGAAGUGUGAGUCAGGAAGUUCAGGUGAUUAGCUGUGGGCGGAGCUAGUCAGAGCUUGGAGUGCAGCAACUGAGGAAGGAGCAGAAGGUGAGCUGAGCUUGGGAGACACUCUGUAGGUUUUGUGGUUUUGUCUUUUGGGGCUGUGUGUGAGUAAGUUUGUGUGCUUAUUUGUUUUCUUACUUGUUUGUGUGCUUGUGCUGGUUUUCUAGGGCUGCUGCCUCUUGGAUCUGCCUCUUGGAUCUGGGUGACCCAUCUUUUUGACCUAGGGCAGCAAAUCUCAUACGUUUGUUAGGGGGGACCUAGGCCUCUUCCUCUUUCCCCCUUGACCUCAAGGUUUUCAAGAUGGAGGUGGAGGGAACAACCAUUGUCACCUGCAAUUCCUGUGCAAUGUUUGUUUUCUUGCCAAAGGAUGUGGGUAGCUACACCUGCAACAAUUGCAAGUUGGUUGCCCUACUGGAAAACAAGGUUGCCCUUCUGGAAGAGAAGGUGCAGCAGCUUCAGGGGCGUGUAUCUACGCUCCAGAGAAUUAAAGAGCUGGAGCUUUUCUUGGAUGCAGCAGAGCACACUGUCUGCACCAAGGAGGAGACAGGGGAUCUCCCUGAGGAGGAGGUCAGUUCCCCAACACAGCAGCCAGAUGUAUGGAGGAACGUGACUCAUAGAAGUAGAAGGCCCAGGGAUCGCUCUGAGUGCUUAGAAUUACACAACCGUUUUGAAGUGCUCAUGGAAGACGAGGAACAGACUCCACCUGAGGAUCUCUCCCUCAUCACAGUUGAUGAGGAAUAUGAAGACGAGCAACCAAGUCAGUCCUCUGGAAAUAUGCAGGUAACCUUGGAAGGGACAGCACAUAGAAGAAUCCCAACCAAGCCUAUGAAGAGGCGUGUAGUGGUGAUUGGGGAUUCCCUACUGAGGGGUACAGAAGCAGUGAUCUGUGGGCCUGACAAGAUGUCUCGAGAGGUGUGCUGUCUACCUGGGGCCAAGAUCAAAGAUGUAACAGAACGGCUGCAAGGAAUCAUAAAACCCACCGACAAAUACCCCUUCCUUUUGGUGCAUGUGGGAACCAAUGACACUGCAAGCCAUAGCUUACAGAAGAUCAAAAAUGAUUAUGAGGCUCUGGGCAGGAAGUUGAAGCAAUUAGAUGCACAAAUUGUCAUCUCUUCUGUCCUCCCAGUUGAACGACAUGGCCCAGGGAGAGAGGGAAAAAUAGGGGAAGUGAACAACUGGCUUCGCAAAUGGUGCAAACAGGAACGGUUUGGAUUCCUAGAUCACGGUCUGCAGUUUCUUGAAGAUGGACUUCUGGCAAGUGAUGGACUGCACCUCACAAAAGUUGGGAGGAAUGUUUUUGCCACAAAACUCAAAAACCUCAUCAGGAGGGCUUUAAACUGACUUAUGUGGGGGAGGGAGACAGUGGUCCUGAAGGUAGGAGUCUAUCAAAUGCUGAAGAUGAUCAUCCAAAUGUCAAGGACCAAAUGGAGCAAGCAGCAUGCAGACCUAGUGGUGGGACGAAAAUAUCCUUAAAUAAGAGACAUGGGGGAAUGAUCAACGGUCUUCAAUGUCUGUAUACUAAUGCACAGAGCAUGGGAAAUAAACAAGAUGAACUUGAGCUCUUGGUACAGCAAACUAAAUAUGACAUAAUAGGCAUCACUGAAACCUGGUGGGAUGAGUCUCAUGACUGGAAUGUAGUAAUAGAGGGAUACAAUCUAUUUAAGAGAAAUAGACCAAACAGGAAAGGAGGAGGAGUAGCUUUAUAUGUUAGGGAUAUGUAUACCUGUGAAGAGAUCCAGGAUUUAAAACUUCAAAGCCAAAUUGAGAGUAUCUGGGUCAAAAUUAAGGGAGAGAAAAACAACAGUGAUCUCAUUGUGGGAGUUUACUAUAGAUCCCCAAGCCAAACUGAGGACACAGAUGAUGCCUUCCUGGAACAGAUGGCCAAGCAUUCCAAAGG